This is a messenger RNA of Patella vulgata (common limpet), 5660 nucleotides long. Its product is annotated as hillarin. The transcript has 11 exons. The record is from RefSeq and is a predicted model, not a curated record. Bases 180 to 4154 code for a protein of 1324 amino acids. Lineage: Eukaryota; Metazoa; Mollusca; Gastropoda; Patellidae.
AACUGGUUGAAAGAGACUUGGAUACAAGUUAAAGCGUCAGUUUACAGCGCAGCCGACUCCGCGCAGUGAAUUAAGGCAAGCGAGACAAUUAAGAAAAAGGAUUUCGUUAAGACCUGAUCAACCUUUCCUAAAUCACGACAGUUUCACUGAAGAUCUGUUACUGAGUUUAGGGCGUAGAAAUGGUGAAAGCUCCGACCAAUUUCCAGCCUAUAGAUGUCCGAAAGGGCAAACAACAAACCCCUGGUCCUGUUCGUUCACGAUACAGGAAGUUUGAUAUCUAUCGUGAUGUACAACAGUUUUACCAUGUUGAUGACCAUGCUAUUCAGGUAGCCCAGACAGACCAUGAUAAUUUUGUUGAUUUGAUAUUUCACCUGGUCUACAGUCAGAAUUAUCAAUCAGAUUUAGAAAAAGCCAGGGCUAUUUUUCGAUGGAUGACGUCAAAGAAUAUGUACACAAUUAAAUUCAAGGGUAAAGUUAACAGUGGAAGCCCUGAAGAAGUUAUUCUCUCUUUUCAAAAUAAACAAGGAACAUAUGCUAGAAUAUUUGAAACUCUCUGCAGAUAUUCAGGACUCCAAUGUACCGUUUUAACUGGGUUUGCGAAAGGUUUGGAUUAUCGUCCAGGUGAUAAAUUUAAAGGAUCAGAAUAUAACCACAGUUGGAACGCCAUCUUGAUCGACGGACAAUGGUACCUUGUUGAUUCACAUUGGGCCACGCGUUAUCUUGUCUCUGAGAAAAAUCAACCAGAAAAUUUGGUGUAUGAAUACGAUGAUUUUUAUUUUCUCACCGAUCCUGAACAAUUGAUCUACAGUCAUUGGGCUCAUAAAUCUGAAUGGCAACUUCUAUCGAGACCAAUUUCAUUACAAGACUUCGAGAAUCUUCCCUUGGUCAAAUCCUAUUUCUUCAAAUGUGGAAUGUUCUUCAUUUCACACCAUAAUGGUGUCGUGCAGACGAAGAAAGGACGUGUGGCCUUGACCCUUGGAUUCAGCAAGCCAACCAACUUUACAUAUAAAAUAGUUUUCACCAGUAAUAAUGAGGAGAUGCACCAGGGUCAGAAACUAAAAAGUUACGCUCUACAACACCAGGGCAAGAACCAGACGACAACAUUUAUCUUCCGAGCUCCAAAAUCAGGCCAGUACUAUUUCACGAUCUUUGCCCAGUUGUUGACCGGAGAACUCGGAGUAAAAAAUGUCUUCACUGCCUCCGCAGAAUAUAAAGUUAUCGCUGAUGCGACUUCCCCGGAUGCCGUUGCUCUGCCUAACUGCUCCGAUAGUAGCUGGGGUGCUGGAAUCGCCGUGGAUCAGAUUGGAUUGGUUGCCACGCCGACUGACGGUAUCAUAACCUCGUCAAACGGAAAGGUCAACAUAGAGUUCAAGAAGACUCGCCCAGCAUUUAUUUUAUCCAAGUUACGCAAGAAUGGUUUGAGAGAAGAAGACCUGGAACAAUGUAUCAGUGAGCAAGAUCUUGGAGAUCGUAUCAUCGUCACGGCCAAUUUACCCCAGCAAGGUGAAUAUGGUAUUGAGGUUUACGGUAAUGAUCCAGCUAAAGAUGGCGAAACCUACACACAUAUUUCUCAGUAUUACGUUCACUUCGCUCCACAAGCAGAACAACUGAAAGCUUUUUACCAAGAAUCUCCAGAACGUCGUCAUCUUUCUCCACAACAACAAGCUGAACUAGAAGGAGGUUUCAAACCAGACUCAGCUGGGCUGUCCAAUGCCACUCAAGCCAUGAAUUUGGGUGGUAACCAAGGUUACAACCAAGAUGAUGAUCUUCCACCACCACCACCUGAGUUACUACAGCAACAGUAUCUGUAUGGUGCUCUACCAGACGGAAGUGGUCAGGCUGUUAUGAAUAAUUUGGCCUUCACCCAAGGUAAAGGUCAACCUACCACGUAUGCACCAGGUACAGGCGAGGCUGUUAGUGUUCAACAACAGAAGGCCAACAUAGCCAACAUUCCAGCCACUUCCUCUCCUUAUAAGGUUGAGAAGAGAUCCGUCGGUCAACAGCCACCAGCCGUACCAUCCAACUUUCAACUGGUUCCUGUUCGUAAUGAGAAAUCCAGCACCCCUCCCCCUGUCCCAGCUUCCUCGAGUCAGGUGAAACCUAAUCUAGAUGCUAUUGAUAAACAAGUAUUGAAGAGUGUUGAUGAUCACGCUAUACAGGUAUCUAAGAGUGACCAUAAUAGUUUCCGUGAUUUAGUCUGGGAUUUGAUCUACUCUAAAAAUAUAACCAAUGAAAUCGAGAAAGUCAGAGUCAUUUUCCGAUGGUUAGCAACCAAAAAUCUAAAAGAGAUGAAUUUUGAUCAUAUUCAAGCAGGAAGUCCUGAAGAAGUAUUAAUGGGUUUAAAAACUGGCAAGACAACUUAUGCUAUGGUUUUUGAUACAAUGUGCAAUUAUGCUGGUCUUCAUUCCAAGAUAAUUAGUGGAUACGCUAAAGGUGCUGAUUACCAUCCGGGUAUGAAAUUCCAACCAGGAUCUAAUCAACAUUCGUGGAACGCUGUUUACAUCUACGGAACUUGGUGUCUGAUUGAUGCUCACUGGGCUGCACGUCGUAUCAUCGGCAAACAAGCACAGACAAACGUCUCCGAGGAAUUUCACUACCAACUGGAUGAAUAUUUCUUCCUUCCCGACCCUCAUCAGCUGAUUUACACUCACUUCCCCGACGAAAAUAAAUGGCAAUUACUCGAAAUACCCAUCACACUUGAAGAAUUUGAAAAUCUACCACACAUGAAACCCCAGUUCUUUAAAUAUCAAUUGGAAUUCGUCACGCACAGAACUGCUGUCAUCUACAGUCGGGGUGAAAUUAACAUCCGUCUGCGUUACAGCGCCCAGAAACUUGCUGUUACGUUCAAUUUCACCAUCUGCUUUGAGAACGGAGAAGAAGAAUACCGAGGCGUCAAGUUGAAUCGUUAUGGGAUGCAAGAAAGCGUUGGCAGUAUCGCGUCAUUCCGUCUCCGUCUUCCCAUCAAAGGUUCGUACAUCCUGUACAUCUACGCUAAAGAGGAUACGCCAGAAAACAAAGAAAAUGUCUACGCCCAGGUCUGCGAGUACAAGAUAGUUCAAGAGGAUAGUGCCAACCCUGCCCCAGAACCCUUCCCUCCAUGUUCGUACCUGAACUGGGGUCCCGGACCAAGCUUUAACAGAUACGGGUUAACAACCUACCAGCAGACGGCAUGUAUAUUUACCCGAGAUGGAAAGGCCGAGGUUCAGAUCAAGAUUCCGCACCAGAUGCAGUUCAUGGGUAAAGUGAAGAGUAACCAUCACAGUGAUGGAGAUCUGGAGGGUUACGUCGUACAUCGUGUCGUUGGUAACACUGCUUUCUUUAACGUCACAGCACCCCAGAGAGGAGAGUACGGUCUGGAGAUCUAUGCCAAUGAUCCUGUCAAAGAAGGUACCACGUUAUAUCACGUAGCUCAGUAUGUAAUCGUCUGUAACGAAGACGUGAAGACGACCCCCCUACCUAAAUUACCCCCUGGUUAUCUCGGCCCACAAAGUAAAUUUACCGAGUUUGGUUUGUCGACAGCAAGUCAUCAUGAUCCAAUCAUUCAUCUUGACACAAACACUGUGACGAUACAGAUUAGAUCAGAGGCCCCGCUCCGUGUCACCGGUAACCUGUUGGCUGUUCAGGAUGAUAGCAGUGAGGUCGAACAUCCAGAAUUUAUCUUUGCUCAUACAAUGGGUUCCCUGAUUACUUUCAUCGUCAACCUUCCACAUACAGGUUUCUACAAACUACAGCUGUAUGCCUGCCCCGUUAACGACAGCAGUCAACAAUUACCUGGUGUUUAUAACUACCUGAUCAACUGUCGAGAGGUCAAACAAGCCGUGUUCCCCUUCCCCAAACAAUACGCACAGUGGAAGGAAGGAUGCUUUAUGUACGAACCAGGUGUCAUCGCCUCGACGACUGGACCAAACGGACAGAAGAUUAGCCGAGACCGUCUGCCCCCACAGGUUAAUUUCCGUCUGAUGAUUCCAAAAGCCGAUGCAGUGGCGGUCGUAGCCGGGGAUGAUUGGACACACCUAGAAAAACUACAAGGAAACGAAUGGGGAGGAGUCAUCGAUGUCGAAAAACACUACGGAAAGAACACAAAAAUAACCGUUAACGCGAACUAUGGCGGAGACAAAACAAGUUACGCAACUCUGUUGGAAUAUACUGUCUAAUUAAUCAUGUUAUUGUUUAUUGUUUAUUUGUAUAAGUAGAAUUUUUAACAUAUAAUGACACAAUGACCAUAUAUAGCAAUUAAUGAUCAGUUGGUCACAAUGACCAUAUAAUAUAGUAAUCUGUCGAGUAGAAAAAUAUGCAAAAAUUGGACAUAUUAAUAAAGUCUUUUUACGCUUUAAAUUUCAUAGUAGACAUAUUAUACCAGUCUUUCACUGUCAUAGCACUUGCUUUUUCUACUAGUAGAAUCAUUAUACAAGUCUUUAGUUGAAAUUGCUAAUCUUAUUUUGUUAAUGAAACAAACAACUUGAAAUCUGGUGAAAAUACGAACACAUUUAUAACAAUUACCCAGGGUUCUAAGUUUUAAACAUUUUGCAUGCUGGACAUAUUUAUGCUUGUUACAAUUACGGAAUUCAAGUCUAAAGAGCAGCGACUCCAACAGUUUAACAAUUUCUUGAAUUUAAGAAACAGAACUAGAUAGAUUGUAUAUUUUGUUUUAUUCGUGUCUUCAACCAGAUUUCAAGUUGUUUAUUUGAUCUGACAUGUUAUCUUUAUUAUCACUGCUUUUGCUUUGAAAUAAAACCCUCCGAUUGUUUAUCUUUUUUUAAUCGUCUGUUUAUAACUUAUACAAUGUAUUGUUACCAUGGUUUUAAAGAAAAAACAAAUGUCAAGAAAUAUACGGUAUAUGAAAUAAACUCACAGUUUAUAAUUCUAAUGAAAUGUUUAUAAAAUUAAAAUGCCUUUUUUUUUUCAAUGAAUUGUUAUGUUAGCCUUGAUAUUGUUAAGAUUGAAUCUAUGCCUUAGAAAGAAAUUUGUUAAAUUUGAAGAUUUUAGAUGUAAAGAUCCUGUGGAUGGUCGAUUGAACGUUUCAGAAUUGAAUUCUCUCAAACCAUCAAAAGGACAUCAAUAAACAUGUGAAUCACGGGCGACAUGCAUCGACUUAUCGUAGCUGAAAUGAAACAUUUCAUUAUGCCACGAUUCUGCUCACAGUUUUCAGGACGGGUAGAAACGUCAAAUGAGAACGUUCUGAACGUACAAUUGAUCCUCCCCUUUCUGUUCAUUUGUUUCUUUCGUUACCAGAUAAUGUGAAUCGUCAGCUGGAAUGACGUAAAUUAUUCUUUAAUUAGGCUCCACCCCUCUGGAGAUCAAAUACACUGGUUAUUUAUUAUGUACCACGUCAAACUUCUGAAAACAACCGCAUUCCGGAGAUCAAUAAAGGGCAACAAUUCAUCAUGCGCCACAUCAGAUCAUAUAUUAACGUUAAUUGUAGAUCAUGUGACUAAAACGUUUACCCUGUAGCUGUGUGUUUUUUAUGUAGCGUUAUUUGUUUGUAGAUGGCGAUGACAGUAGUUUUAUUUUAUACGGAGUAAAGUUACGAAGGUAGUAAAAUGUUUUAUUUAGACAAGAUGUUAACAUUUAUUAUAGUAAGAUUAAUUCAAUGAAGAUACAAAUAAAAAAAUAAAAACAUCAUCUUUUUUUUUCUUGCAAUAAAUGGCUUUAUUCAAUAA